Lecanosticta acicola is the source of this 1512-nucleotide messenger RNA. Lineage: Eukaryota; Fungi; Ascomycota; Dothideomycetes; Mycosphaerellales; Mycosphaerellaceae. The record is from the annotation of a GenBank genome assembly.
AUGGACAUAUCGCACAUCAUGAGCGUCAACGCGCUGUUGAGCCACGCGGAGGCUUCGGACGCGUCAGACGACCAGCAGACCAUCGACAGGCCUCCAUAUUCGCACGUGGCCAGCUUCCCGAAGGCGGACUACCAGCAUGCGGCUGAAGCCUUCGACAACAAACACAUCACUGAAGCCAAGAAGCUUUUCAGCGAGAUGACCAUCCCGUAUGCGACCAGUUACAACGCACCAAACGGCCGACAGAUGGUCCCGAUCAUGCACUACAACGGCGAUAACAAUAGUUUCGUCCGUAUGUCGGAGCCACCAGGCUAUCCGGAGGAUCAGCCGCAAGCGUACACUUACACGAACGCUGCCAACUUUUCCCAUCCUCCGGGCACUACCUCGGUUACACAAGGUCGCGGUCACCAGCGAUCUCACACAUUGGAGGCGGCAUUUCAUCAGCAGAGCCAGUCGCCAAAGCAAGCCAGUCCGAAUCCCCAUCCAUCUGCAAAAGCUCCAGCCUUGCCACCUUCCAUUCGUGCCAAUGAUCAAAGCGAGGUUCGCAUGUCGGAGGUGCCUUCCCUCUCAGACAGCCAGGUGUCAGAGGCCAAGCCCAGUAAAGGCCGCAGCUUCGGCGAUAACAGCUGCAGAGCCGUCAAAGCCAUGAGAGCGAGCGCCGAAGCUGGCGACAUUCAAGCGGCGAUACGUCUUGGCUGGUCGGUAGAGCGGAUCACAAAGCUCUUUAACGAGGAGAAAGUAGCUCGUGGAGAGCAAGUGUACGAAGGAGAGCCCAUCGACGACCCCGAGAUCAUCACGCAGAUUCAGGAGCGCCAGAAGAAGAAUCGCGACCAUCAGCGUGAGCGUGCCGAGAAGCUGAGAAUCCGCGCGCAGGAAGGCGACUUCGAAGCGGCUAAGAAGGCUGGAUACGGGAAGAAGCGCUUGAAAGAGAUGUUCCCGGAAAUGAAGGAGCAUACCAAGGAGCCAGCCUUCGAUUUCCAGAGGGAUGAGAUUAUGUUCAAGCAGGAGCCGCUGAGUGAGAAGGUCAAUUCAAUCCUCUCGCAUGAUCUUGGGCUCCAUCCAUACCCUACUGGCCUGGAGGAGAAUGCUCAGAAGACAUUCGUUUCCAUGGAGCAUCCAAGCUUUCAACCAAACGCCCCGGCCAAUGGAUUUGGUCGACCACGCUACCCAACGCCGGGCUCCGGAUAUGGUGUGCAUUUGCAGUUGAGGGCAGAGUACGAGGAAGCCAGGCGGGCUGCGUACAUCCUGCAAGGGCGUCUGAUCGAAGCCUCUCAUGCUGCUUCAAUCGCCAAGCAGAGAGUCUUGCAUCUCCAGAACCAGCUCUUUCCAGCUCCCAAUGGCAGUCACGAGCAGAGAUCGGCAUCUCACAAGCGCAAGAUAAGCGAGAUGCCAGGUUCUAGAAAGCUCCGGUACAAGAAUCGUGCAACAAAUUUUCCUCUUCCAGGUGACGAUGAGGCGGGCAGAGAUACUGGUAGGGGAUCGACCGUCGAUGAGGCCAUUGAAGUGGACGACUGA